GUAUAUCCAUAGCAAAGACGGAUCUCAUUCAAGUGGUUUUUAUCACGGUUACAAACACCAUGGCAUAUAACACGACCGAAGUCCCACACAUGCAAAGUAGAUCUUCCAAACAAAGUCGCAAUCGUACGCUACUCUCGUGUACGGAAUGCCAUAGGAGAAAACAAAAAUGCAAUCGAAAUCAUCCCUGUAACCAUUGUCUGGAGCGACGCGUUCCGCAUAAGUGUCGUUUUGUGAUACCUUUAAGACAAAGAGAUUCAAAGCUUGAUUAUGAAACCGCAAAAGCUGCUCGCGACCGAAGGAUACUUUCUGGGGAGGAAAUUCUACUUAGCUUUGAAUCAGUCGGAGAUCUACGAAGCGCUGGAUCAUCUUAUGCAUUCACUCAUGCAUCUACAGAUGUGACACGAAAAUUGUUCUCUGAUCGUACUCCUACUCAUGAUACAAAACUACAGGCUUCCUUUCGGACCAAUCUAACAAGUGGGAUUCUGGAUGGGUUUGAUCCAUUCUCGGUAUUUCCAGAUACAAGUGGAGAUCCGCUUCCCAAAUCAAUUCUCAUAGAAUACUUUGUUAAGCAAUUAGGCCCGUGGCUUGGUUCAUACAAUGAUUCUGAAGUUGUGGGUCGCCCAGCAUUCUCCUGGCUAACAUCUGCUCUGCAACAUCCCCCAUUAUUCUAUGCUACGUUAUUAGGCGCAGCCGUCCACCUAGACCGCAAAAGACCUAUAGACAAACGUAGUCUUUUCUGGUACAAGAUUGAGACGAUUCGUUUAGCAAAUGAAACAAUGAAUAUACCCCACGAAGCUGCUACGGAUCAAAUGAUUCUAGUGGUUUUAAUUUUACUUUAUUUCAACGUCGGUGGUGGAGAUGGAGAAGAAUAUGAAAUGCAUCUCUUAGGUAUCAACAAAAUGUUAACCAUGAGAGGAGGUAUGAACACUCUAGGAAUGAGUGGUAUGAUUACAAACUGGCUGAAAGUUUGUUAUGGUCCUUGGAAUCAUGAUUGGCAUUAUGGACUUUUUGUGGACUUUUAUGGUAUCAAACGAAAAUCGCAUAACUAUAUGAUGAAAUAAUCAAACUCCA
Messenger RNA from Botrytis cinerea B05.10, 1071 nucleotides. RefSeq lists its product as hypothetical. Gene Ontology annotation, biological process: regulation of DNA-templated transcription. Lineage: Eukaryota; Fungi; Ascomycota; Leotiomycetes; Helotiales; Sclerotiniaceae. The record is from RefSeq and is a predicted model, not a curated record. The coding region runs from base 60 to 1061 and encodes 333 amino acids. Gene Ontology annotation, molecular function: zinc ion binding; DNA-binding transcription factor activity, RNA polymerase II-specific. The transcript is spliced from 4 exons.